Molecule: messenger RNA, 3803 nt
Organism: Rhinolophus ferrumequinum (greater horseshoe bat)
Lineage: Eukaryota; Metazoa; Chordata; Mammalia; Chiroptera; Rhinolophidae
Gene: KLHL32
Product: kelch like family member 32
Exons: 11
Coding region: 474-2336 (620 amino acids)
Molecular function (GO): protein binding
Source: RefSeq, a predicted model, not a curated record
GGUGCAUCUCCAGGCUGACGCGGCUGUCUGGGGGCUGAGCGAGCCCGACGCGCUACCUGCAGUGCUCGCUGCAGCUGUGUCUGAACUGGGAAACACAGUUUCCCGGCGGGAGAGUCCGGGAGCGCGCAGGCAGGCAGGACACACACACACACACACACACACACACACACACACACACUCUCUCACCCACUCUCGCUCUCAUUGACACACACCCUCUGUCUCGCGCGCGCACACAUACGCGCGCGCGCCCCUUCACAACUGCAUCCCCAAACCCGCAGAGAGAAGCUACUGCGGUUUCUCUUAAUCUCAGCAUCGUGGGGCGAAGCAGAGCCAUUGUGCAUCAGGGUGAGCCCAGUGCCUGCGCUGCCGCUUCGGGUAUAUUACCCAGCAGAACGCUCACCCCGUUGGCUGGAAUGCUUGCCAAUUCUGCUGCAAACUUCUAAGGCUGAGACCCUGAGGAACCCAACUGGAGAAUGCCGUCCGAACGCAGCCUCAGUAUUCAAGAAAUGCUGACAGGCCAGAGGCUCUGCCACUCGGAAUCUCACAAUGACACUGUCCUGGCUGCGCUGAAUCAACAGAGAAGUGAUGGCAUCCUCUGCGAUGUUACCCUGAUUGCUGAGGAACAGAAAUUCCAUGCACACAAGGCGGUCCUUGCAGCGUGCAGUGACUAUUUCCGGGCAAUGUUCAGUCUUUGUAUGGUGGAAAGUGGAGCUGAUGAGGUGAAUUUACAUGGUGUGACCAGCCUUGGCUUAAAGCAAGCUCUGGAGUUUGCAUACACAGGACAGAUCUUGUUGGAGCCAGGCGUGAUCCAGGAUGUGUUAGCAGCUGGCAGUCACCUCCAGCUGUUGGAGCUUCUCAGUUUAUGUUCACACUAUCUCAUCCAGGAAUUAAAUAGCUUUAAUUACUUGGAUCUGUACAGACUUGCUGACCUCUUUAACCUCACUUUGUUGGAGAAGGCAGUGAUCGAUUUCUUAGUGAAACAUCUCUCUGAACUCCUGAAGAGUCGCCCCGAAGACGUUCUAACGCUUCCUUAUUGUCUGCUUCAGGAGGUCCUGAAGAGUGACCGCCUGACCUCCCUGAGUGAAGAGCAGAUCUGGCAGCUAGCAGUGAGGUGGUUGGAACACAACUGCCAUUACCAGUACAUGGACGAGCUCCUGCAAUAUAUCCGCUUUGGCCUGAUGGAUGUGGAUACUCUCCAUACAGUUGCCCUCUCCCACCCCCUCGUCCAGGCAAGUGAGACCGCAACAGCUCUUGUCAACGAGGCCCUGGAAUACCACCAGAGCAUCUAUGCUCAGCCCGUGUGGCAGACUCGCAGGACUAAACCAAGGUUCCAGUCAGACACUCUGUAUAUCAUCGGUGGGAAAAAGCGUGAGGUCUGUAAAGUGAAGGAACUUCGGUAUUUCAAUCCUGUUGAUCAAGAGAAUGCUCUCAUAGCUGCCAUUGCCAACUGGAGUGAGCUGGCCCCCAUGCCCGUGGGAAGGAGCCACCAUUGUGUGGCAGUCAUGGGGGACUUCCUGUUUGUAGCAGGAGGGGAAGUUGAGCAUGCCAGUGGCCGGACGUGUGCCGUGAGGACUGCCUGUCGCUAUGACCCCCGCAGUAAUUCCUGGGCAGAGAUAGCACCCAUGAAAAAUUGCCGGGAGCAUUUUGUGCUGGGUGCCAUGGAUGAAUACCUCUAUGCGGUUGGGGGCAGAAAUGAACUGCGCCAGGUUCUGCCUACAGUUGAGCGAUAUUGCCCCAAGAAGAACAAAUGGACUUUUGUGCAGUCCUUUGACCGAUCCCUUUCGUGUCAUGCUGGAUAUGUGGCAGAUGGUCUUCUUUGGAUAUCAGGUGGAGUAACUAACACAGCACAAUAUCAGAACAGACUAAUGGUAUAUGAACCUAACCAGAAUAAGUGGAUAAGCCGUAGCCCGAUGCUGCAGAGGAGGGUCUACCAUUCCAUGGCUGCCGUGCGAAGGAAGCUUUAUGUCCUUGGAGGCAAUGACCUGGACUACAACAACGACAGGGUCCUCGUGCGGCAUAUAGAUUCUUACCACAUAGACACUGACCAGUGGACGCGUUGUAACUUCAACCUGCUGACCGGCCAAAAUGAAUCUGGAGUUGCUGUCCAUAAUGAGAGAAUAUAUUUAGUUGGUGGAUAUUCGAUUUGGACAAAUGAGCCUCUGGCUUGUAUCCAGGUAUUGGAUGUAAGCAGAGAAGGCAAAGAAGAAGUAUUCUAUGGGCCUACACUCCCUUUUGCUUCCAAUGGAAUAGCAGCAUGCUUCCUUCCAGCUCCAUAUUUCACAUGCCCUAACCUUCAAACCCUUCAAGUGCCUCAUCACAGGAUUGGCACCAUCUGAAAAGCCAGUGCUCUGUUCAUAACCAUGAACAGGAGGGAAAAAAGCAGCCUGACUUUUGGAUACUGGGCAUGAAAAGACUCAGUGCUCAAUGCUUCCUUGCUUUGUUUCGUAGGUCUUAUGUUCUGAUAAACAGUAGCAAAAAAAAAAAAAAAAGAACAGUUUUCUAAAAUACGUCACUGAAAAUCCCUGUCACCCUUCUCAGUGUGUCACAUACAAUACUAUAUGUAUGACUUUUACUGUAGUGUAGCUUAGUGCUGACUUCAUGGUCCAUUACUGUUCUGUGGGUCUUUAGAGUAUUCUUUGUCCACUUUUUCUAAUCAGUGCUGUCUAGGACAACGUGACACUGUUGGUAAGUCAAUUUAUUUCACAAGUACUCUCACCAAUGAUCUUAAAAGAAAUCUUCAGUACUUAAUCCCUUUACUGCUUAAACCUGGGUUUGUAAUUUUUCUUUAAAAAUUUAACAUUAUGCAGCCCUACUCAAUAGAGAGUCAGCAUUAUGACAUCAUAAUGUUUUUAAAUGCCAUAUUUUUUCAAGGUAAUACGAAUAAUAGAAGUACACUGGAACAGCAGUUGGAAUACCCAGGUUUUUUACCUUGGUUAUUACUCUGUGAUCUUGGGCCAGGGGCUUAACUUUCCAGUGCUUCAGUUUUCCCACUUUUUAAGGAAGGCAGUUAUUGAUUUCCAUAUUAAUUUAGAAGAAUGCUGUGAAGAUUGGGCAAAUGCUCUGAAGUACUUCACCUAAGAAAACAAUGUCACUCAAAUUCCAAGGUUUUUUACUGUCUUUAGAACCUUGUAACUGAACAGGGAGAUUAUUUUUGAAGUUUAAAAAUUAUUAGGUAGAACUCUGAACACAUGCUAUGGAAUAGAUGAUUCUGACAGGCAUGUGAAAGAGAUACGCUAAUUAGGAAAAAGGGAGUUUACCACAGCCUACUAUUCCUAAACUUGUACAAAUCCUUGCCUCAAAUAGUAACUCUCAAACAUCUCAUUUAAACUCAUUUUGUGAAAAAUGACAUUAUAUAGCUCAAAAAAAUUAGGCGUACUAAUUUUGGUACCAUAAAGUGCUUUGACAUAAAUUUGAACCUAGAAUCAGUAGUUCUAAUAAAAGUUUUUCCACUUUCUUAAAGGUUAUGUUGAUCUUGAGCACUUGUGGAAUUCUUUCCACCACCAAUAUAUAUUUUAUUACUACCACUUUUAAUAAUGCAUAAGGAUUUUUUAGGCUAGGUUUUUGGAUUUGCUUUGUCUAUAACAAAAAAUAAAACAGCCCAAUAAUCAUAUUUGAACAUAAAUUCAAUAAGUAUAAUGUGAGUUUUCCCCCUUUCCUAAUCUUGUUAAGAUCUAAGUCACCUUUAUUAAAAGGAAGACUUUGACUUUUUUUCCUUUGCACAGUUUAAUCAUUUAACAAUCCUUGUCUUAUGGGAAGUUCUCAUUUUAUUCAUGUAUCCAUUUUAGAAAUCAGAAGUGAAUGAA